Molecule: messenger RNA, 2522 nt
Organism: Telopea speciosissima
Lineage: Eukaryota; Viridiplantae; Streptophyta; Magnoliopsida; Proteales; Proteaceae
Product: transcription factor GTE9-like
Exons: 11
Coding region: 165-2186 (673 amino acids)
Molecular function (GO): protein binding
Source: RefSeq, a predicted model, not a curated record
CUUUCAUGUUCGAAGGUGAGAUGAGCAACUGAGGGUCGUUCAAGUUCUUCACGCGCCGCUACUUGGAUUUGGUGAUUCACAAUUUGACCAAGUUACCUUGGCUUUGAUCUCUAUACGGAAUAACUGAGGAGUUCUGGGGUGUGUGACAUCUGAGUCUCUUGGUCAUGGUUUCUGAGCGCCGGUAUAUAAAUCUAGAGGAUGCACCACUUCAAAUCUUUCAACUCUCCACAAUGCUUGCUGCUGAAAAGAUAGCCUUGAAGGAGAAAUUGAGGAGUGAACUUGCCCAUGUUAGAUCCGCAACUGGAAGACUUGAAGCAGACAAUCAGAAAAAAUCGUCUGACUCUGAACAGCAGUUGUUGUUAGUGGUUGAAAGCGAUCAGAUUACUUCUGUUAAACCCCAGAGAAAAUCGGAUAGGGAUAAACUGUCCAAAAACUCAGACAGUUGUGCUGAUGAUAUGGUGACAGUUGAAUCCAAGGUGAAAGCUGCUAUGCCGUGUUCCAAUAAACGGCCUUCAAGAAUGUUGGACGUUCAAGUGGGAAAGAAAAGGAAAAUGGACAGUUCUGUGAUUCAGCAGUGUUCUAGCAUUCUGAAGAAGCUUAUGAGUCAUCCAGCUGGUUGGGUUUUUAAUCAACCUGUUGAUCCAGUGGCAUUAAAUAUCCCUGAUUAUUUCUCAAUCAUCUUGAAACCCAUGGACUUGGGUACAAUAAAGUCCAAAUUGCAGAAGAAAUCGUACUUGAGCAGUCAAGAGUUUGCAGCCGAUGUGAGGCUGACAUUUUCUAAUGCCAUGUCAUAUAAUCCGCCUUCCAAUAAAGUUCAUCUCAUGGCCAAAAAACUUAACACCACCUUUAAUUUGGGAUGGAAGUCCCUUGAAGCUAAAUGGAAUGGUGAAAGUACAAAGGUUGGGCAGCAGUCCAUUUCCAAUGAAAAGCCUAAGAAAGCCCGCAAUGCAAGUUGUCAGGAAACAUCUGCCUCAUCUGUAAAUCCAUUACCUAGGAGAUUGAUGUCUUAUGCAGAAAGGCAGAAGCUGAGAAAGAAUCUAAUGGAAAUAUCAAAGGGGAAAAUUCCUAUGGCCUUGCUUGAUUUUCUUCGGAAACUUGGUCUGAUUGGUCAAAAUGAAGAAAAAUUUGAAGUGGACAUUGAUGCGUUUGACGAUGAGACAGCAUGGGAAUUUCACAGAAUCUUGAGGAAUUGUCUUGAUGUGAGAUUGACUGAUGUGCGGUCUGUUGGGGUGACAAAUAGUUGUGGACAUGACUCUUUUAAGAAGGGAUUCAAUAAAGGAAAUGAUACUAGACGUUCAUGUGACUCUGCCAAUAUCAAGCUGCGCAUGAGCCCUGUUGCUUGUGUGAGUAGCUCACGUGGUGGCCUCAAUGAGAUAGCCCAAGCUUCCUUGAGUGAUAUUGAUUCGGACAGGUCAUCAGGUAGAGAUAAUCGAGCAUUUCGUGGUGGUGGUGUGCUCAACCCAGGUUGUGUGGCAAAUGACAGAGCAAACACCCGCACUAGCAAGUCAGAUCCUGAUUCUGAUGGGGCUGUAAGUACCAUGGAUGAAGAAAAUAUUCAAUUGACUUCUCUCCCUCCUACGCCUGCUAGGGUUGCUCUUUCUGGAGAAGAGAGUGAGGACCCCCUUUAUGAUGGGCAAAUGUCACCAAGCAAGGCUCUUCGUGCUGCAAUGUUGAAGAGCCGCUUUGCUGACACUAUCUUGAAAGCACAACACAAGACACUCCUAGACCAUGGUGAGAAAGCUGAUCCAGCAAAGAUGCAACAGGAGAGGGAAAGAUUGGAAAGGAAGCAGCGUGAAGAACAAGCUAGGCUUGAAGCUCAGAUUAGAGCAGCUGAAACAGCCUCACGUUUGAGGGCUGAAGCUGAAUUGAAAAGUCAACGAGAAAGGGAAAGAGAAGCUGCACGGAUUGCAUUACAGAAGAUGGAGAAAACAGUUGAAAUCGACGAGAACCAAGAGAUUCUGAAAGACAUUGAGAUGUUGGGUGGAUAUUCUCAACUGAAACAGAUCGACAAUGAAGCUUUGGGAGGUGACAUUGCAGAUGGGCUUGAGGUCAUGCUUGGAUCAUUGGAGGGAGGUAAUGCCUUAGAGCGAUUAGGUCUAUUUAUGAAGGAUGAUUAUAUGGAAGAAGAAGAUGAAGAAGAGGCAGUCCUGAAUGGAGAUGUGGAGGAGGGGGAGAUUGGUUCAUGAGCAUUUAUUUUGGUAUUAGGUUCUUGUCACAUUUAAUAUGGGUAUUAAUAUAUAUGGCAGAAGAUGUGUGAGAGAGAGAAAGAGGGUGCAACUAUGUGUAAAUAAUUCAUUUUUGAGGGGGAGAAUGAAGGGCUCGUGUUAUUGUUUUUUUAAUUAUAUCUGAAUGGACCCUUCCAUGUAAAAUUGUAAAGAACAAUGCUUAGCAAGGGGGAGAAGGAAAAACUAGUCAAUUUUGCUAAAAUAUAGAUGGUCUGCAAUUUUCUCCUUACCUUGUCAUUCUUGAUUUGAAAUUUCAGCUGGAGUUCAUAAACUACCAAACUCUGGCCGGUGAUUUAG